Messenger RNA from Hippocampus comes (tiger tail seahorse), 2226 nucleotides. RefSeq names its product cytochrome c oxidase assembly homolog 15 (yeast) (gene cox15). Lineage: Eukaryota; Metazoa; Chordata; Actinopteri; Syngnathiformes; Syngnathidae. The coding region runs from base 124 to 1347 and encodes 407 amino acids. Gene Ontology annotation, biological process: heme A biosynthetic process. The transcript is spliced from 9 exons. Gene Ontology annotation, molecular function: oxidoreductase activity, acting on NAD(P)H, heme protein as acceptor. Gene Ontology annotation, cellular component: mitochondrial inner membrane. The record is from RefSeq and is a predicted model, not a curated record.
GACGUCAGGAGUUCAGAGUUGAAAGUUGAACCUGACGUUUUGCAACAUGCUUGUUUAAAUGCUGUCAUAACAUUUCAACUGUGGCCAGCUUGUUUUACUUUGGUCGACGUUAGGAGGAAAAUCAUGUUACUAGCUCCAGUAAGGACAACGUUAUUAAAUGGAUGCAAACGAGCCGGGGGAGGAAUUCAACUCAGUAAAGGUGCACAGUUACGACAGUGGCUUGCGAGAAGGAGUCACAGCACAAUUGCAGCCGAGGCAGGGGCUUCGUCCUCCCCCUCUGCAGCGGUCAGUGUUCCCAAUGCAGCCACAAACAGGAUAGUCGGUCGCUGGUUACUUGGCUGCAGCGGUCUUGUUGUUGGUGCUGUUGUACUUGGUGGCGUCACACGAUUAACCGAAUCCGGCCUGUCCAUGGUUGACUGGCAUCUGGUGCGAGAGAUGAAACCCCCACAAUCGCAGGAAGAAUGGGAAGCAGAGUUUUCCAAAUACCAGCAAUUUCCUGAAUUCAAGAUAAUGAACCAUAACAUGACUCUGCCUGAGUUUAAGUUCAUCUUCUACAUGGAGUGGGGUCAUCGAAUGUGGGGCAGGUUGGUGGGACUGGCCUACAUCCUCCCCACCGUGUACUUCUGGAGGAGAGGCUACUUCACCCGCUCCAUGAAGGGCAAAGUGCUUGGGCUUUGUGGAUUUGUCUUCUUUCAGGGCCUGUUGGGUUGGUACAUGGUCAAAAGUGGCCUGGAGGAGAAGCCAGAGUCACACGACAUCCCAAGAGUUAGCCAAUAUCGACUAAGCGCUCACCUUGGCUCUGCCUUACUCCUUUACUGUGCCAGUCUGUGGACUGGCCUUACCCUACUGCUGCCUGCUCACAAGUUGGCAGAAACCAAACGCCUCAUGCAGCUUCGGAGGUUUGCCAAAGGAACAGGUGGACUGGUCUUCCUCACAGCUCUUUCAGGUGCUUUUGUGGCCGGUUUGGAUGCUGGCCUGGUGUACAACUCCUUCCCUAAGAUGGGAGAACGCUGGGUCCCUGAUGACCUGCUGGCCUUCUCUCCCACCCUCAAGAACUUUUUUGAGAACCCCACGACAGUGCAGUUUGAUCACAGAAUCUUAGGAAUAUCCUCUUUGACGGCCAUCACUGGACUGUAUCUGUUCUCCAGAAGGAUGGUGCUGCCCAGGAGAGCCAAGAUAGCCAUCAGCCUCCUCACAGCGAUGGCAUAUGGACAGGUUGCACUGGGGAUUAGUACCCUGUUACUGUAUGUGCCCACCCCACUGGCAGCGACUCACCAGUCUGGAUCCGUGGCGCUGCUCUCGCUGGCCAUUUGGGUUCUAGCUGAGCUCCGAAAGAUGCCUAAAUAAUGAUGGACACAUCCUGGACGAGCCAUUACUUGUUUCUUUUAAAGUAAGGCACUCAAGCAGACAAAUAAGAUGGAAACCUCGAUGCACACGAUCGACAGCCAUUUCUUCAUGCGCCUGAGAAGUUGGUUUGGAUCGUAUUUCCUCAAAUAGCGAAUGUCCAUUUUCAUCUGCGCCUGGUGUGUCAUCCACAAAUCAAUGCCUUAGUCAAAUAUACACAUCUGUUUUCUUAUCAGGAAAAAUAGGGACCCAAGUUUAUCUUCUCAGUUCAUAGACACCAUUUACACAUUGACAAUGUGUUCACAAGAGUUAGUGGCUGAAGGUGUUUGAAGUCUGUUGCUAACAAAUCAUGUAAAUUUUCUGGUGUGGAAUCUUACAUGUUGCAAACGAGUCCCCUGUGCACUUUUAAAGAUCAUUUUGGUAAUGAGACAUCAUUUUAAAUGGCAAUUAGUGUUCCAAUACACACCGACAUAAGGAUGCUCUUCAUUGUUGUGCACAACCAUGUUCGUGUUCACAUGACACUAAAAAACGUAUUUGUUCUGCCCUGGUUCAUUUCUUUGUAAUGGUUAUAUUAAUUUGUUCUAAACUCUGAAAAACUUUUAAUUUACAAAUAAUGUAGUAAAAUGAAAUUCACAAAGCGUGAAAUGGGUAUCCUUGGCUACUAUUUGAGGAAAUUCGUUGUCAAAACAAUCACAUUUACCAGUCGUAUCCCAGCUGUACAAUUUCAUGCUGGUUUUCAGCUGGAAAGGAUGCAUUUAAGAAUGAAUUUCUGUUUAUGAAGCCACAUUCAGAAUGUAAUUAUAAAACAAGUUAUGUGUUUCCAUCACUCAACUGCCAGUUAGCUGAGCAAGAUGUGGCUCUUGAAAUUAUUACUGUAUAAAA